AGAAGCUCUUUAUGUAUUGCGCUUUGGGGCGAUUUGAUCCUACUAGAUUGUAAACUUUUGUAGCCGGUUUGUGUGUGUGCUUUUAGAGCACCUAGCACUGUGUGGCUCUGAUCCAGACCAGGCCCCCUGAGAGCCACAUUAUAUGAUGACAGUGCAGAACCUUAGCCUGAAGUGAUCUCUGCAUGGGAAAACCCAUCGCUGCACAGACCCAUUACCGUCAAUGGGAUUCAGCAUGAGUUUGUAACGGGAUCAAAGCUUUAAUAAUUUGUUGGGUUUUUUUCCAACCCAUACUUCUGAUGGCAACGCACUGUAUUCUAAUCCCCAGCGAUACUAUCAUUGGUUUCACAGGACUUUCAAUCUAGGCCCUUUGGUCCCAGUUGUAAUAAGAACAAAGCUCUUGGGCAAGCUCUUUUCGUAUUUAAUUUGUAAGAUGAAAUCAUCUUGAUUGUCUAAGGCUGAUGUUGAAUAUCAAUUAUAUUUAUCACAUCAAGCUGUUUAAAAGAAAGAUUCUUACAUUCCCAUAAACAAAAACAGGGUUGGGGGGGCAGAAAACCAACACUCAGAACUCUGUGACUAAGAGCAGACAACCAAGAACUUACAAAAUGACCAUGCAAAAAGGUGCAUUGGGCUGUAUUCUAACAUCAGGGCAGUAGCAAACCAGCCUUAGGUUCUGGAAUACCAAAGUUUUAUCAUAACCAAAGACACCCAGCUCCUGGGAUGGAUCCACAAGGCUCUAGUAUAAAACAUGAGGCUCUAUGAGCGACUAACCAGAUCUUUCCAGGCUCCCGUCACUGUCCACAAUUAUCCAAGCAGCCACGUUUAUUUGUUUAGAAAUGGCCGAUCAGAUCCGGAUGAGUCAUCAGAGGAGGAAUCUGACUUCAUGGAAUUACGUCCAAGGGGCAAGGAGCAGCAGAGAAGCAGUUCUUCCCAGGAGAGAGCUGGGGAUGUGGUGCUACUGGAACGAGAGCUCACCGAGGGCGAUAACCUUAACAAGCUAGCCCUGCAGUAUGGUUGUAAAGUUGCAGAUAUCAAACGUGUCAACAACUUCAUCUGUGAGCAGGACUUGUAUGCUCUGAAGUCUAUCAAGAUUCCAGUCAAGGCCCACGGGGUGUUGACAGAGACCAGCAAAGAGUUAAAACCUCCUCAGAAUGCACCUUCCCAGGCUGGAAUGACACUGAUUGAACUACCAGAACCUGAUGAUGGAGCCAGCGGCAGCUGCUAUUCUGAAAGCAGAUACCUGACUGACUACUUUAAGGGGAUUGACCAGACCAUUGAGGAUGUAGUGCAAUCAAAAGUCCAUUUAAAUGCAGAUUAUUGCAUAGAAGCACCAAACUGCCCACCAUCCAGUUCAGUGGGGCAAAAGGAGCCCAAUAAUGGUGCAGACUGUGGAAUCCAGUGGUGGAAUGCAGUUUUUAUUAUGCUCCUGAUAGGAAUAGUCUUGCCGGUAUUUUAUAUUGUCUAUUUUAAAACACAACAGACUGGGGCGGCAGCCCAUACCUCAAACACUACCUUUGCCUCGAAUAGCUCAGCUCAUGAAUUGGGGGGAACAAUGUCACAGCACCUACCAGUCGUGGAAACCCACACAUGGAAGAUACAGCCCAGUACUGCCUCACCUCCCAACACUGAUGCCCAUAAAGCAGUAACUCUGACUGUACUGGAUUCAGGGGGCUAAUUUUUUUUUUUUUAAGUGAGCUAAUGAUCUUGACUGAACCGUAGGGUAACAUGUUUUCUCUGAAUGAAUAAAGAUGUUUUGUAGCUUACCAAGUGCAACAGACAUUUGGCUCUGCGUUUAGGUGCCUCUCAAGAGUGGCCUUGUCUAAAAAUCUGAACUAGGCAGACACAUCAGUGUGUGUGCUCUUAAAUAUUGUAUGGGUUAUUGAUUGGAAUGAUGCAGCCUUAUAGCUGAGGAGAAGACACAUUUUGUAUGGACUGAGCAAUUUUUCCCCCACAACAACUUAAAACAACGUUUUUCAUUCUCUGGCAGAACUGAGGGGGCCUUGCAUACUUAACCCUACAUCUGACUUUAUAGCUUGAUAGACUAGCUAUGGUACAUGGCGCUGUUAAAACUAACCAGGACACUUGAUACCUCCAUUUCACUUUACUUUUAUUGAUGACGGUAUUGAGCUAGAAUGACCGAGGGUCUUAGCCUGCUGUGAGCACCGUAGAGGCAAGGGUCAGCCUUUGCAUGGAGGCCCUGUGACUUCAUUAGGGCUCCAUGCAGGUACCUAGUCAGGCCAGAGCUCUCUGCAGGAACUGGGCCUUAGGUCGGUUAUUCCUCAGUAACAGUCUUUGCUCAAUAGUGAUAGCAAAAGUUCUGUUCAGCCACACAGUCCAAUCUGCCAGCAACCCGCAGUGGCCGACUCGGCCUAACGGCAUCUUGAGCAUAGUGUUGCUGGGCUGGCAGCUGUAGUACCCUUCAUGGAGUAGUCGGCAGUCCCUUUGUCUAUACAGCGAGCUGUCUCAAGCACUAAGUUUCAGGUUAAACAGGUUUCAGAGUAGCAGCCGUGUUAGUCUGUAUUCGCAAAAAGAAAAGGAGGACUUGUGGCACCUUAGGGACUAACCAAUUUAUUUGAGCAUAAGCUUUCGUGAGCUACAGCUCACUUCAUCGGAUGCAUAGUGUGGGAAGUGUAGAAGAUCUUUUUAUAUACACACAAAGCAUGAAAAAAUACCUCCCCCCACCCCACUCUCCUGCUGGUAAUAGCUUAUCUAAAGUGAUCACUCUCCUUACAGUGUGUAUGAUAAUCAAGGUGGGCCAUUUCCAGCACAAAUCCAGGGUUUAACAAGAACAUCUGAGGGGGGGGGGGGAGUAGGAAAAAACAAGGGGAAAUAGGUUACCUUGCAUAAUGACUUAGUCUCUGUUCAAGCCUAAGUUAAUUGUAUCCAAUUUGCAAAUGAAUUCCAAUUCAGCAGUCUCUCGCUGGAGUCUGGAUUUGAAGUUUUUUUGUUGUAAUAUCGCAACUUUCAUGUCUGUAAUUGCAUGACCAGAGAGAUUGAAGUGUUCUCCGACUGGUUUAUGAAUGUUAUAAUUCUUGACAUCUGAUUUGUGUCCAUUUAUUCUUUUACGUAGAAACUGUCCAGUUUGACCAAUGUACAUGGCGGAGGGGCAUUGCUGGCACAUGAUGGCAUAUAUCACAUUGGUGGAUGUGCAGGUGAACGAGCCUCUGAUAGUGUGGCUGAUGUUAUUAGGCCCUGUGAUGGUGUCCCCUGAAUAGAUAUGUGGGCACAGUUGGCAAGGGGCUUUGUUGCAAGGAUAGGUUCCUGGGUUAGUGGUUCUGUUGUGUGGUAUGUGGUUGCUGGUGAGUAUUUGCUUCAGGUUGGGGGGCUGGCUGUAGGCAAGGACUGGCCUGUCUCCCAAGGUUUGUGAGAGUGUUGGGUCAUCCUUCAGGAUAGGUUGUAGAUCCUUAAUAAUGCAUUGGAGGGGUUUUAGUUGGGGGCUGAAGGUGACGGCUAGUGGCGUUCUGUUAUUUUCUUUGUUAGGCCUGUCCUGUAGUAGGUGACUUCUGGGAACUCUUCUGGCUCUAUCAAUCUGUUUCUUCACUUCCGCAGGUGAGUAUUGUAGUUGUAAGAAUGCUUGAUAGAGAUCUUGUAGGUGUUUGUCUGAGGGGUUGGAGCAAAUGCGGUUGUAUCGCAGAGCUUGCCUGUAGACAAUGCAGACAAUGUUAAACAGGGUGUCCUUGCUGUUAUUAGUUUAAGCUAGAUGGGUCAGUGAAGAGUUUUCCAUUUUGUACAGUAAUAAAAAGUCAGGGGAAACAAGCCCCCAGCUAUUUCAGGAGUUCAUGAGAAGGAGCAUAACUUGUAGGCUGUGGCCUACAAACCUGGUGUAGGCUAAUUUUAGGCAUUUUUAGUGCCUGUGUAGCUAGUCAGCCAUGUUUCUAAUCUCCCAUCUCCAUCCUGAAAUAAGGGCUCUUGUGCGAGUACACAUGGUUGUCACAGAGCCUAAGAAAUUCCUGAUGUAUUCUGGUCUGUUGAACGGAGGCCCAGAGGUUUUGGGUAUAGUUUUCAAAGACUUGUUUACAGUGAAUGCUGAAUGCGUGGAAAGGUUCCUUACAGUACAUGCGAUAAAUGUGGAUGAAUACUAAGCUUUGGGCAGUUUGAAUCUGCAGUAAAAACCUCUUGAUUGGUGUAGCCAUUUUAAAAAUAAAUUCAGAACAGUUUCUCAUGGCUAACCCGACAGUAGAAAUUGACAUUUUGAAGUUGUAGAAUUGAAAAUACCUAAGGAAACAGUGUGUGUAACAUAAGCAAAAUCUCCAUAACAUAUUGCCUAAAUAUAAGCUAACUUUCAGCAUAGAGCAAACUUGAAGGAAGUUAGACUUUUCCCAGGCUUAGACACUGACAUCGCAGGAGGUGCACCUAUAUAAUGCAUGUGUUGACCAGCCUGAGUGGCUUAAAGGAUACUAGCUGAAAUUAUGGUAUGAAAAGCAAAGGGUGCUGAAUGCAGAAGGUAGCUGGGUCUCACUCCCCGCCCCCCACCUAACUGGAGGAUAGUUAUAGAAUUAGUACUGUUGUAACUGGGUACAAAUCACAGAUUAAUAAAACACUCAUUAGAAAAUACAUAAAGGUUUAAAGCAAAGUACAGAGAGAGGGUUUUUUUCGCUCUUUCAAACACUCAGAUACAAGAGUCAAUACUUUUAGAUUUAUUUACUAGAACAAAAUUAAGCAGGUAAAAGGAGGAAAUGAUAGAAGACUGAAAAAUAACUUUUGAAAUGAUUUGUCGAAUUAAGGAAUUGCCUGCUCUUAUCUUGUCGCUAGAGGGCACUGUUGUCACAUAAAUACACAAAAGUUGAGGCAACGUGAAGGAAAUUCAGAUCUUAUAUUUAUGAGCACAGGGGUUAGUACUAGCCGUCUCUGUCCCAAAUUAAUCUAAGUGCUGGUGAAUAUUCUUAUCUAAGGUUCUGAGAUGGGUGUUGAAGCUAGAAUCAAGAGAGAGAAGUCCUGUCAUUAAUAGUCUUGCUGGCCUGAGGCACAUACAUGGACAGCGUUUGUGUUUACAAUGACUCAAACGAAAAAUGUAUCUGAAAAACUAGCUGCUUGCUGCAAAGGGAGCUGGGAGGUAUAAUGAAUAAACUAAACAGAAGCUUCCUGAGUUACAGCGUAAAGUCAUGGGACUGAUAAACAAAUAUUCUUCCUGCAGCAAGUAGGAAGCUCUUGCCAGGUUUUAAGGGGGCUUGAGGGAACAUAAUUUCUUUUAAAAAGGUACCUAAAGCAUCUGAUUUCUUAAAGCCAGCUGUAUCCAUUUAAAAUAAAUAUUUUUCUUCUGUGAAGGAAAACUGGUCCCUUCUGUUAAUUUUUAAAUGAAGAAAAAUUCAAGAAAAGCACAGUGGGAAC
Molecule: messenger RNA, 5325 nt
Organism: Chelonia mydas (Green sea turtle)
Lineage: Eukaryota; Metazoa; Chordata; Testudines; Cheloniidae
Gene: LYSMD4
Product: LysM domain containing 4
Exons: 3
Coding region: 746-1672 (308 amino acids)
Source: RefSeq, a predicted model, not a curated record